Molecule: messenger RNA, 2895 nt
Organism: Archocentrus centrarchus (flier cichlid)
Lineage: Eukaryota; Metazoa; Chordata; Actinopteri; Cichliformes; Cichlidae
Product: tripartite motif-containing protein 16-like protein
Exons: 2
Coding region: 71-1660 (529 amino acids)
Molecular function (GO): protein binding
Source: RefSeq, a predicted model, not a curated record
GAUCAGAGCUCAGACUAGUUUCAGUUAUGAGGAAGUGAAACUCACACAGUCACUGACACUGAGAGGAGAAAUGGCGCAGAAAGGAGUUCAGCUGGACCGAGAAACCUUCUCUUGUUCCAUCUGUUUGGAUCUACUGAAGGAUCCGGUGACUAUUCCCUGUGGACACAGUUACUGCAUGAACUGUAUUAAAAGAUUCUGGGAUGAAGAGGAGGAGAAGAAGAAACUCCACAGCUGCCCUCAGUGCAGGAAGACUUUCACACUGAGGCCUGUCCUGGAGAAAAGCACCAUGUUAGCAGUUUUAGUGGAGCAGCUGAAGAAGACUGGACUCCAAGCUGCUCCAGCUGAUCACGGCUAUGCUGGACCUGAAGAUGUGGCCUGUGAUGUCUGCACUGGGAGGAAGCUGAAAGCCAUCAAGUCCUGUUUGGUCUGUGUGAUUUCCUACUGUGAAAAACACAUUAAGCUUCAUUAUGAAUCUGCUGCCUUUGAAAAACACAAGCUGGUGGCCCCCUCCAAGAAGCUCCAGGAGAACAUCUGCUCUCGUCAUCAAGGCCAUGAAACAGUCCCAGCUGCAGCAGAAAGGACUGAGAAGCAGAAGGAGCUCGAGGUGAGACGACUAAACAUCCAGCAGAGAAUCCAGGACCGAGAGAAAGAUGUGAAGCUGCUUCAACAGGAGGUGGAGGCCAUCAAUGACUCUGCUGAUAAAGCAGUGGAGGACAGUGAGAAGAUGUUGACUGAGCUGAUCCGUCUGAUCCAGAAAAGAAGCUCUGAUGUGAAGCAGCAGGUCAGAUCCCAGCAGGAAACUGAAGUGAGUCGAGUCAAAGAGCUUCAGGAGAAGCUGGAGCAGGAGAUCGCUGAGCUGAAGAGGAAAGACGCCGAGCUGGAGCAGCUCUCACACACAGAGGAUCACAACCAGUUUCUACACAACUACCCCUCACUGUCAGCACUCAGUGAGUCUACACACACAUCCAGCAUCAAUAUUGGUCCUCUGAGGUACUUUGAGGAUGUGACAGCAGCUGUGUCAGAGACCAGAGAUAAACUACAGGACAUCCUGAGAGAGGAAUGGACAAACAUCUCACUGAGAGUCACUGAAGAGGAUGUUUUACUGUCACCAUCAGAGCCAAAGACCAGAGCUGAAUUCUUAAAAUAUUCACAUGAAAUCACACUGGAUCCAAACACAGCAAACAGAUAUCUGUUAUUAUCUGAGGGGAACAGAAAAGUAACAAGAAUGAAACAACAACAGUCUUAUUCUGAUCAUCCAGACAGAUUCAGUGGAUGGGGUCAGGUCCUGAGUAGAGAGAGUCUGACUGGACGUUGUUACUGGGAGGUGGAGUGGAGCGGGGAAGGAGUUUAUGUAGCAGUCGCAUACAAGGAUAUCAGCAGAGCAGGGAGAUUUGGAGUCAAUGACAAAUCUUGGUCAUUACUCUGUGAUGCAAACAGUUAUAAAUUUUUCUAUAACAAAGUCCAAACUCCCCUCUCAGGUCCUCGGUCCUCCAGAGUAGGAGUGUACCUGGAUCACAGAGCAGGUAUUCUGUCUUUCUACAGCGUCUCUGAAACCAUGACUCUCCUCCACAGAGUCCAGACCACAUUCACUCAGCUGCUCUAUGCUGGACUUUGGCUUUGGUCAGAUGGAGUCUCUGCAGAGUUGAUUAAGCUGAAAUAGUCAGAAGUCAUUGAGGGACAGUUGGUUAAAAUGUGUGUUUCAGUUUCUUUGGUCUCCAUCAUUGUUGUGCUGUUUCUUCUCUGCACAGAGAUCACCUGUCAGUCACUUUAUGGCUGCUACUUUGACAUCUUAUUGUUUGUUGUCCACUUAAUGAUUGAGUUUGUUUGAACACAGAAAUCUAAAAUUGUGUUUCCAUUUAUCUUAAAUGUUGUCAAAUCACAGGAACACUGUUUCUCUGUGUUUGGCACAAAGAUUCAAAUAUUUUGGGAAGAGGUCAGAGUGACGUGAGAAAUUUAUCUCAAAGAAAUUCUGCUGCACACAAAAGUGUUUCUAGUUUGUACAAAGAAGGAAAUAAUUACAAUCAAAGUGAGCAAACAAUAAUGAACCUCAGCUUUUUAAAUGACCAAAAGAUAACCGCAAUGUUUUUGAAAAUAUCCUCACAGAUCAAAUGUUACACACUGGAUAACAAAUGAUUUUGAUCCUUCCUCUAGAAAAAAAUAACACAACAACUGAAAGACCAACAAAUAAUAUUUGAAAAAGUUUGUGAAGCUUCUUUGUUAUUUUCUAAUAAAUAGAUUUUAUAGAGGGUCAGUCUGAAGAGUUGUAAUAUUCUGUGCAGGAUAAAAUUUGGCCCAGACAUGUUUUUAGGUUUCAGUUCAUGUCUUUGGUUCAAUCAGACUAUCAGUAAAAAAUUUUUCUUUUUUUAAAUAUUGAAAAAAUUUUACUGAAUGUAGUUGAAAAAGUAUGAAAUUGAAAUAAAUGAGGAAAAACACUAAAAAGUAAAGUGGUGUAAUGAUUGUACUGAGGUUCAGUCCAUCAGUGAUGUUCAGUGUAUUAGGCUACGUUCACACCGCAGCCUGAAGUGACCCAAAUACGAUUUUUUUCGCCCUCAUGCGACCUCUAUCCUAUCUUGUCAUGCCAGUCUGAACAACACAGAUCCGAUUUUUUUCAAAUGUGCCCUGUGUCUGUACGUCCAGGUCACAUUUAUCCGUCCUGCACGUCAUUGAUACUCGACAAACGUCACUAUUCUGCGUCCCAUUACGCGGACACAGGAAGGUAAAAUGUGUGACUUCCACAAACAUUGAGCACGCUCGCUACUUGUGACGUUAUCCCGUCCUGUACUGCGCAUGCAAGUGUAAACAUACAAUAGUUGAAAAUAAGGGCGUAGGAAGUAGUUUAGUAUUGGGGGGGGGACACAUAUCGCAAACCUGACAGGUCCGUAAAUACUAUGAGCA